AUGACGUCUCCUGUACGUGAGAGAAGGUUGUUUUUGCUGUGCCCCGUGUGCAACAAGACCCAGGGACAACUGUCCGUGCAUUUGAGGAGGGUGUGCAUGAAGGAAGCCCCCGCUCAGGCUCUCGCCGACACACUGGAGACAGCCAAGAUGCAAGCAACAGAUAUAUUGAAGUUUGGCCGCGUCUUCUCUUAUGGCAAGCUGCAGAAGAUCAUCGCAGAUGCUGAGCCACUGAGCAGGUUGAUCGAGGAGUUGCGCUCCCGACACAUGGUGGUGACAGGCAUCCCGCCCCCCCCGCAAAACCCAGAAAUGUUGCCCUCCACCAGCGAAGGAAACCAGCCACCGCUGGACGACGGAGGGGGGAGGGCACCUACAGAAAGUCCUUGCAACCCCACUACCAGCGAAGCCCCUCUCAGGGAAAAAGAGGGGUCGAAGACAGCCAGGCAGCUCAUGAAACAGACAGGCUUGUCCCACAAGCACUCUGGGGACGACCCACUGCUGAAGGCGUUUUCCGAUCACUUAGAAAAAACGCAGAAGCACAAGUACUUUCAACAAGAUGUCGAUAACGUUGCGAGAGUCCUAUACCACAUGGACUCGAGUCACCCAUCGCUGGGUUUCGUCAGCGUGUGGGUAAAGACGCUGGACUUCAUAAGUGAACUUGAAGCAAUCGGUCUGUCCAAGCAGACACAAGUGAAUUAUUUAAAGAGCAUCAGAAAAUUCCUCAGGUAUCAGACUGCCCACACAGACCUGGCAUCCAAGGACGGGGUGCUGUAUCAGCAGUCGCAGAGCUAUUUGGUUUCUCUGGACCACCUGAUCCGGUCUCACAAGAGAGACGGAAACAGCAAAAGCCCACGGAGGUCCGCCACAAUGGAGGAGGACGAGCCAACCGUUUAUGAUUGCCAGGCUGUGCUCAGAGCUGCCAAGCAGGAUUUCGUGGCAGUGCUGAAGAAAGCAUCAUCAAAAAGCAGGAAGCCCGAGAUCUGGGAAUGUUCGCUGGCCACGUCUUAUCUGCAGGCGGUCCUCCUACUGAAGCACCUGCAGCCACCGACUGCGGUGGAGCACAUGACGAUAGAGGACUGGUUUCAGAGGCAGAGGGCUGGAGGAGAUGGGUAUGCAGUGGUUGCUGUCAAAACCAAAAAAGUCAGCACAAGGUUCGCCCUGACACAAGAGGAGGAAGAUUGGUUUCAGACAUAUUUCACCCUGGUGCGGCCCCUCCUUUUCAGCACCGCAACUGGCAAGAGGAAGCUGGACGACCUGGAGGCAGAAGACAGGUUUUUCCUCUCCACUGCAGGGAUGCCCAUCCAUAGUGCCAGCAACGACCUGGAGCGCCUACAGGCAAAAUACAAACAGGAGAAGGUGUCCAGCCAGGUUGCUCACAAAGCCUACCGGGCUGCCAUCCAGAGAGUCCCAGUCCAAGAAAAGUCCCAGGCUGCGGAUCAGACCCCAGACACCUCCAGCGAAAGAGGCAACCUGGAGGAUGUGAUCGCGGCAAGAGCCCUGCUGGACAAGCUAACAAGCGAACCCAGCCCUGGCUGUCUUGGGGAGUCCCUGUCGUCUCCCACCGCUCCACCAUGUUCACAAAUGACCCUUCAGGCAGCGUUUGACCAGCUUCUUCAGUCACAUCCCGUCACUCUGGAUGGGAAGCUUCCGAGCAAGGCUGUGUGCUACCAGCUGUCACCGAGACACCAUCGGAGGCUCUACGAGCAUUGGGCGGCUCAGCAAAGGGAGCUGCGUAUCCAGCAUGCAGUUUCCCACUUCCCAAAGCGCCAGCCCACAAAGCCACGCUUGGCAAGCUGGAUUAAGAAGCAGGCCUGGAAGAACGCGCCUACUACUUGCAGUAUCCUGGCCGCAUGGAGACCCUCCCACUCCAUGGAGGACCUCACCAAUUCUGAGCACAUCCGUCAUCUGGUCAAAACCCAGAACUGGAGGGGGCUUCACAUAACGCAAACUGAAGGAAAAGGAAUGGGGGUGACAGUCACGCGGACGUUCCAUUCAGGGGAGGUCAUUUGUGACUACCACGGCAAACUGAUCUCAGGCAAAGAGGGGCAGGAGGUCCACAAGGCCACGGACCCCGACCACAGAGGUUACAUGUUCUUUUAUAAACGAGGCGAAAAGCAGAUGUGCAUCGACGCGCACCUGCCUCGUUGUGACUGCCACCCGGAAAAAGACACUCUUGGCCGUCUUAUAAACCACGGGUCCACCGCUCAAGCUAACGUAAAGCCCAGACAAGUUAGCAUGGACAUAGAUGGGGUGGAGCGGGACGUCAUCCUCUUCAUCGCUGUCAAAACAAUGUGUGUGGGCGAAGAGGGCCUGUUCCACUAUGGGGUGGAAAAGAACUCCUUUGGUGGCGAGGGCUUAGACCUGGAGUGGUUGUAA
Messenger RNA from Melanotaenia boesemani (Boeseman's rainbowfish), 2373 nucleotides. RefSeq lists its product as uncharacterized. Gene Ontology annotation, molecular function: protein binding. The record is from RefSeq and is a predicted model, not a curated record. The transcript is spliced from 12 exons. Lineage: Eukaryota; Metazoa; Chordata; Actinopteri; Atheriniformes; Melanotaeniidae. Bases 1 to 2373 code for a protein of 790 amino acids.